GUUCACCCCUUUUUUUUUUCCCUAACACUUCUCAAUUUCCGUCUUCCAAUCCCACACAGAAUUGUUGGGUUCUUCUUUCAUUUCCCCAACUGGUGUUUAUUUUGUGAAAGAGCUGAUUUGGAGGUUUUAGGUUUUAACAAUUCAGAACCAUUCCGCAACUGGGUUUGUGUCGAAUUUGUGAAAGAACUGAGCUUUUUUUUUUUUUUUGGGCAAUUCAGAACCAUCCAGCAACUGGAUUGGUGUUUGAAUUUUUAUGGGUUUGUGUUGGAAUUGAGAAAAAAAUUUGAUUUUUUAAGCGAUGAUGCCUCCUUCCAUGGUUCAGCAUUAUCAAGAGGAAUCAUCAACAAACGGUGCCGUAUCGGAGAGAGCCGGUGCUUUUGCAAACCUUAGAAGCAUUCAAUGGCGCGUUAAUCUUGGGAUUUUACCCUCUUCGUCAUCUUCUUCAAUCGAUGAUCUUCGUAGAGUCACGGCUGAUUCUCGAAGAAGAUAUGCAGGCUUAAGAAGGCGCCUGCUUGUUGAUCCACAUUUGCCCAAGGAUGUAGGUAAUUCGCCUGAUCCUGUCAUGGACAAUCCACUUUCACAAAAUCCAGAUAGCACAUGGGGUCGCUUCUUUAGGAAUGCUGAGCUGGAAAAAAUGGUUGACCAGGACUUAUCACGUUUAUAUCCCGAACGUGGAAGUUACUUUCAGACACCUGGGUGCCAAGGCAUGUUAAGACGGAUCUUGUUAUUGUGGUCCCUUAGACAUCCAGAAUAUAGUUAUAGACAAGGAAUGCAUGAACUUUUGGCUCCUUUAUUAUUUGUUCUUCAUGUUGAUGUGGAUCGUCUUUGUCAAGUGCGAAAGGAGUAUGAAGACCACUUCACUGACAAAUUUGAUGGUUUAUCAUUUCAUGAAAAUGAUCUUACAUAUAACUUUGAUUUCAAAAAGUUUAUAGAUUCCAUGGAAGAUGAGAUUGGAUCCCAUGGAAAUUCAGCGAAAAUUAAGAGCCUUAAUGAGCUUGAUCCUGAGAUACAGGCGAUUGUACUGCUUAGUGAUGCGUAUGGGGCUGAAGGUGAAUUGGGUAUUGUCUUGUCUGAGAAAUUUAUGGAACAUGAUGCUUACUGUAUGUUUGAUGCUUUAAUGAGCGGCACCCAUGGUUCAGUUUCCAUGGCAGAUUUUUUUGCUCCCUCCCUUGUAGAUGAGCCCCUCACUAGCUUACCUCCUGUGAUUGAAGCUUCUGCUGCAUUGUAUCAUUUGUUGUCUAUUGUUGAUUCAUCUUUACACAGCCAUCUUGUUGAGCUUGGUGUUGAACCGCAGUAUUUUGGAUUACGCUGGUUACGUGUCUUAUUUGGGCGAGAGUUUUCACUUGGAGAUCUGUUGAUAAUAUGGGAUGAGAUAUUUGUGUCAGACAAUGGUAAACUAAACAAAAGUGUUGAAAAUGAUGAAGACUCCAGCUUUAAAAUUCUAAGUACACCACGGGGGGCAUUAAUUGCAGCUAUUGCAGUUUCCAUGAUGCUUUAUCGGAGAUCAUCUCUGCUAGCCACUGAAAAUGCAACUUCCUGCCUCCAGAGACUAUUAAAUUUCCCUGAAAAUGUAGAUCUAGGCAAACUUAUAGUCAAGGCAAAACUUUUACAGGCUCUUGCAUUGGAUAGUAGUAUUUCAUCAUCACAUUCUUCAUUUGCUGGGACUUAUAACCGGUGUAAAUCAGCAGUGGUUAGAGGACUUAACUUUUCAUCUGACUCUAUUUCUCCAAGAACUCCUUUAAGUGUUGUACCUGAUAGCUACUGGGAAGAGAAGUGGAGAGUUCUGCAUAAGCAAGAAGAAAGAAAACAAGGUAGUCCCAGAAAACAAAACCCAACAAAGAAAAGAGGAUGGUCUGAAAGAGUAAAACUAAGCCUGUCUAGAACAGAGUCUGACCCAUCUCCAGCAAGCAUUGGCAAUGGCAAAAAGGAUGUGAAGUCAUCUUUAAGGCGAAGUUUGCUAGAAGAUUUGUCAAAGGAACUAGGUUUGGACGAAGAUAUUGAGAAAGCCAAUGGUUGUGAAGUGUCUACCUCGAAGGAGACACCCACAGAUGAAGUUGAGGUUGAGGGACAAGAUGGUGUCGGUAGGGACUUUACUUGCAUAUCUGAUGAGAGAUGUUUGAGUGGAAGUGCUGGCACUGAGGGAAACCCCUCUUUAUUCUCAGAUCCAGCAAGUUCAUCUAGCGGUGCUCAUGACAAUGAAAAUAACUUCGAAAAAAGUAGUGUUGCAUCAAAUUCUUCUGUUGAUGAAAAUGAUGGUCUUCCCCAGACUGUCAGAGAUGGUUCAUUUCUCCCUGUUUCCCAUAACCCUGAUGAUGGUUCUCAAAAUUCUCGAAUGGACAAUGAAUCUACAGAAAAAUCAGUGAUAGGUCCCAAAGAGCGAAAGCUCCUUGGUAAAUUCCAAUGGAUUUGGAAAUUUGGACGGAAUGCUGGUGGCAGAGAGGAGUCAUCUGAGAAACGAGGAGGUGCUGUUGAGACUAAGAAAUCGGCUGAUGUUGAAGGUCAUCAGAGCAGUGCAACAGACUCUUCAGAUUCUGAAGUGUCUUUUAAGUCAUCGGCUAGCAGCAGACUAGAUACUGUGGACCAAAACGUGAUGGGGACGUUGAAGAAUCUUGGGCAGUCUAUGCUUGAGCAAAUUCAGGUAAUCGAGUCAGUGUUCCAGCAAGAUCGGGGUCAGGCAGGGCCACUGGAAAACUUGUCCAAAAAUGUUAUAGUUGGCAAAGGUCAAGCCACAGCCAUGACAGCCCUCAAAGAGCUUCGGAAAAUCAGCAAUCUUUUAUCAGAGAUGUAAUGUAGCUUUGCUUUUACUGAUGGGUACCUGUGUAUAUAUACAUUUUGUAAUUAUUACCUUUUUUAGUGAGAAAAAAUUAAGAAUUUGUGUUCUUUUUUC
This is a messenger RNA of Mangifera indica (mango), 2887 nucleotides long. RefSeq lists its product as uncharacterized. NCBI's taxonomy places the organism in Eukaryota, Viridiplantae, Streptophyta, Magnoliopsida, Sapindales, Anacardiaceae. The record is from RefSeq and is a predicted model, not a curated record. Gene Ontology annotation, molecular function: GTPase activator activity. Gene Ontology annotation, biological process: activation of GTPase activity. The coding region runs from base 299 to 2788 and encodes 829 amino acids. The transcript is spliced from 5 exons.